Messenger RNA from Leptosia nina, 1035 nucleotides. The record is from the annotation of a GenBank genome assembly. NCBI's taxonomy places the organism in Eukaryota, Metazoa, Arthropoda, Insecta, Lepidoptera, Pieridae.
AUGGAUAUAUUGUUAAGAUUUGUAUCUCCAAAUCCUUUAAGGUUAACAGCGACGAGAUUGAUAUUAAAUCAUGUAGCACAUUAUACAAGAUUAGCUGAAGUUGGAAAGUUAGAAGCUCCAAAAACAACAGGGAAAUAUGAAACUGGCCAACUUAUACUACAUAAAGUAUUCGGAUAUAGAGGAGUUAUACUGUUUCCUUGGUUAGCUAGAGUUUAUGAUAGAGAUGCAAUAAACAAGAAGGAAAAUGCAGAUUCCUCAGGUGCUUCUAAUGCUUCAGGCGAUAAUCUAUCAAAUGUUGGAAAGGAAGUGAAAGGACGAACUCAUACAUUUUAUCAGGUUCUUAUUGAUACAAGAGAUGCUCCAUACAUAAGAGCUCAAACAGAAGCGGUGACAUUUCUAGGAAACCAGGAAUCUAGUCGUAGCCUGUAUGCAAUACCUGGCCUUGACUACGUGGCUCAUGACGAUAUAAUACCUUACGCGUCAGUCGAGCGGGUGCCCUUACAACAUGAGCUAUUUGACAAGUUUCUGAUGCAUAACCCUGAUAAAGAUCCCCCAUUUAUUGCUCAAGAGACGUUAAGGGCCUGGCAGAAGAAGAAUCAUCCCUGGCUAGAGUUGAGCGAUGUCCACCGCGAGACGACAGAGGGCGUGCGAGUGACUGUCAUACCAUUCUACAUGGGCAGUCGGGAGUCUCAAAACUCAGCUGUAUACUGGUGGCGGUACUGCAUUCGUCUCGAAAAUUUGGGCUCCCAAGCGGUGCAGCUUCGUGAGAGGCACUGGCGCAUCUUUUCUCUGAGUGGCACUUUGGAGACGGUGCGAGGUCGCGGCGUUGUCGGACAGGAGCCGCUACUGGCACGCCACGCACCUGCUUUCCAGUACAGCAGCCACGUCAGUCUGCAAGCUCCAAGUGGCCACAUGUGGGGUACGUUUAGAAUGGAGCGCGAAGAUGGUUAUACGUUUGACUGCCGAAUCCCGCCCUUCUCGCUUGAAAGUAAACCGGACGAGGGAGGUCCAGUAGCUCCAUCUGCCCCAGCCUAA